AAGCCUCGCUUAACGAAACUACUGUUCGCUGCAGUUUGCCGUUGGUUAAAUUCUCGCGAGAACGCGUGGCUUCAAACCUCCCCAUGAGCCUUUGCGAUUCCUCUUUCUAGCCGGCGCCUGAGAAUGGGUAUCUCAAGGGACAACUGGCAUAAACGCCGCAAGACCGGCGGUAAACGCAAGCCCUACCACAAGAAGAGGAAGUAUGAGCUCGGACGUCCUCCUGCAAACACAAAGAUUGGACCUCGUCGCAUCCACACAGUGAGAGUCCGUGGUGGGAACAAGAAGUAUCGUGCUCUGAGGUUGGAUGUUGGCAACUUCUCAUGGGGCUCUGAGUGCUGCACACGCAAGACCAGGAUCAUCGAUGUGGUCUACAAUGCCUCCAACAACGAGCUGGUCAGAACCAAGACCCUGGUGAAGAACUGCAUCGUUCUUGUUGACAGCCUUCCCUACAGGCAGUGGUAUGAGGCUCACUACGCAACUCCUCUGGGACGCAAGAAGGGAGCCAAGCUGACUCCUGAGGAGGAAGAAGUCCUGAAUAAGAAGAGGUCAAAGAAGACCCAGAAGAAGUACGAUGAGCGUAAAAAGACUGCAAAGAUCAGCACCCUCUUAGAGGAGCAGUUCCAGCAGGGAAAAUUGCUUGCUUGCAUCGCCUCCAGACCCGGCCAGUGCGGCAGGGCGGACGGCUACGUCCUGGAGGGGAAGGAGCUCGAGUUCUACCUGAGGAAGAUCAAGGCCAAGAAAGGCAAAUAGAUGUACAGCUGUUUGAUACGUCAAUAAAAUCCAGAACGUCCCAAAA
Molecule: messenger RNA, 796 nt
Organism: Cheilinus undulatus (humphead wrasse)
Lineage: Eukaryota; Metazoa; Chordata; Actinopteri; Labriformes; Labridae
Gene: rps8a
Product: ribosomal protein S8a
Exons: 6
Coding region: 124-750 (208 amino acids)
Biological process (GO): translation; maturation of SSU-rRNA from tricistronic rRNA transcript (SSU-rRNA, 5.8S rRNA, LSU-rRNA)
Cellular component (GO): ribosome; cytosolic small ribosomal subunit
Molecular function (GO): structural constituent of ribosome
Source: RefSeq, a predicted model, not a curated record